Amphimedon queenslandica is the source of this 4548-nucleotide messenger RNA. RefSeq lists its product as uncharacterized. Gene Ontology annotation, molecular function: DNA binding. The coding region runs from base 287 to 4477 and encodes 1396 amino acids. The record is from RefSeq and is a predicted model, not a curated record. The transcript has 27 exons. NCBI's taxonomy places the organism in Eukaryota, Metazoa, Porifera, Demospongiae, Haplosclerida, Niphatidae.
AAUACACAGGCGCAAGAGCGAUAAUUUUGACCUCUUACAUAAACAUAUCAACCCUUACUCUAAUCAACAAAAUUGUCAGAGGAAAGACCUUCUUCUCCACAAGUAAAAGAAAAGGGACAAGACUAGCACACUCAGAUUAUCAGUUUACGGAAGUGUACGGACCAUGUGUUUUACUUGAAAUUUGGCUGAAGCGUGCUUAAAGUUCGGUUAACUGUGGUGAAAUUCACUCUGCUUGAUUCACUCUUUUGUAAUUUGUUCCUGAGAAGUUUCCAAACCGAGGUUACUGAUGUUUCCACAUCCACCACUUGUGAAAAGAAUUGUAAGAAGCAAAGUGCAAGCACAACAUAGCCCUUGUCUUGAUGAUAGUGUGCUUCUUGGACAGCCUCGUAGAUCAUACCGAAAAUGGAAUGACAAAAGUAUGCAAAAGGCUGCAAAAGCUGUUGAGGAAGGUACUAUGUCAUUAAGAAUGGCUUCUGAGAAGUACUCUGUCCCUAAGUCUACUCUACAUGACAGAGUGACGGGCAAAACUGACUUUGAAGCCCGCCCUGGCCCUAGCCCUUAUUUAAGUUUUGAAGAAGAGGAAGAACUGGCUAGUUUUUUGAUUAAAACUGCAAAGAUAGGUUAUCCUCGUACAAAGAGGCAAGUCUUGGCAUUAGUUGAAAGAAUUGUCAGCGCUCGUGGUAUUUGUACUUCAGUUACAAAUGGGUGGUGGGAACGCUUCUGCAAAAGGCAUCCCCAAAUGACUCUAAAAAUGGCUAUGCCACUGUCAUAUGUUCGAGCUGCCGCAACUGAUCCAGUAAUUUUGAAUAAGUACUUUGACACACUAGAAGAAACAUUGACAGAUAAUGACAUUCUAAAUAGACCAGUCCACAUUUUUAAUUGUGAUGAAACUGGGAUGCCAUUGAAUCCCAAAUGUUUGAAAAUUGUAGAUAAAAAAGGAUCAAAAAACCCCAGCUAUAUAACAUCCAACACUAAAGCUCAAGUGACUGUUCAUGCUUGUACCUGUGCUGCUGGCUAUGCCAUCCCUCCAUUUGUUAUAUUCAAACGAAAGUCCCUUAAUCCAGAGCUAACAAAAAAUGAAGUGCCUGGUACUUUAUAUGGGCUCUCUGAAAAUGGUUGGAUGACAAAGGAUCUUUUUUAUUAUUGGUUCAGAGAACAUUUCUUAUUGUAUGCCCCACAAGUUCGACCACUUCUUUUACUGAUGGAUGGGCAUGCUACACAUUACUCUCCAGAAACCAUUCGCUUAGCUGCCUCUCAUAAAGUUAUUAUAUUUGUUCUUCCACCAAACACGACCCACAUUACUCAGGCACUUGAUAAGGGUUGCUUUGGGCCUCUAAAAGUAGCAUGGAGACAUCUUUGCCAUGAGUUUUUUGUUGAUAACCCUGAAAAAGCAACUUUAUCCCUUUAUGAUUUUUCUGGAAUUUUUUCUGAAGCUUGGGCUAGGGCAUUUUCAGUAAAGAAUAUUCAGUCUAGUUUUAAAGUAACAGGAAUAUGUCCACUUAAUAAGUCUGUGUUAGAGAAAUAUGUAUCGAUUACAGAGCCUGAUUCAGAAGAAAAGUUUUCUGUCUUUCAACCUGCCAAUUUGGCUCGUAAGAAUGGCAUCAAGCACCUUCCUUUGUAUAGCCCAUCUCGUAGUUGUUGUCAUGAUGUUAGCAAAUCUGCUCAUAGUGAACUUGAUGAGUCAUUAGAUGGUUUUGAAAAACACCUUCUAGAGAGAAGUUCUAGGUCAUUUAAAGAAAGUUCUGUUGCACCAAGUCAUGAUAGUUCCAAAAUUUCAAGGUUUCUUAUUCCUCCUGUAUCUCCAAGAAAGUCACAAGUAGAUGAAAAGGCGUUAUGCAAAGUUCUUACAAGUCAGGAUAGCAUUAGAUUAAUGAAAGACAAGGAAGAGAAGAAACAGCACGAGGCUCGACUAAAAGAAAUGAGGAAACAAGAUCGAUUAAGGAAGCAAAAAGUGCAGCAGUCGAAAGCAUCUGGCGUCAAAGUAUCAUUUGCAAAAAAUCAAGUUAUUUUAGAGGAUAGUGAUGGUUUUCAAAGUGAAGUUGAAAGUGAUUGUGAAUUAAAUGUUCAGUCAGAUUUUGAGUUAGAUUGUUCUUAUGCUGAAUGGAGAGGAAAAGAAUCACAGUCAGAUUAUGAGUCAGAGCCUUCUACGAAAACAGGAACAAGAGGACAGAAGAAGAAGCUUGUAGAUAUUCAGCCACAGUCCGAUUAUGAGUCAGAGCCUUCAACAGAAACAGGAACAAGAGGACGGAAGAAGAAGCUUGUUGAUAUUCAGCCACAGUCCAAUUAUGAGUCAGAACCUUCAACAAAAACAGGAAGAGGACGGAAGAAGAAGCUUGUAGAUAUUCAGCCACAGUCCGAUUAUGAGUCAGAGCCUUCUACAAAAACAGGAACAAGAGGACGGAAUAAGAAGCUUGUUGAUAUUCAGCCACAAUCCGAUUAUGAGUCAGAGCCUUCUACAAAAACAGGAAGAGGACAGAAGAAGAAGCUUGUAGAUAUUCAGCCACAGUCUGAUUAUGAGUCAGAGCCUUCUACAAAAACAGGAGCAAGAGGACGGAAGAAGAAGCUUGUAGAUAUUCAGCCACAGUCCGAUUAUGAGUCAGAGCCUUCAACAAAAACAGGAAGAGGACGGAAGAAGAAGCUUGUGGAUAUUCAGCCACAAUCCGAUUAUGAGUCAGAGCCUUCAACAAAAACAGGAACAAGAGGACGGAAGAAGAAGCUUGUAGAUAUUCAGCCACAGUCCCAUUAUGAGUCAGAGCCUUCUACAAAAACAGGAACAAGAGGACGGAAGAAGAAGCUUGUAGAUAUUCAGCCUCAGUCCGAUUAUGAGUCAGAGCCUUCUACAAAAACAAGAGGACGGAAGAAGAAGCUUGUAGAUAUUCAGCCUCAGUCCGAUUAUGAGUCAGAGCCUUCUACAAAAACAGGAACAAGAGGACGGAAGAAGAAGCUUGUAGAUAUUCAGCCUCAGUCCGAUUAUGAGUCAGAGCCUUCUACAAAAACAAGAGGACGGAAGAAGAAGCUUGUAGAUAUUCAGCCUCAGUCCGAUUAUGAGUCAGAGCCUUCUACAAAAACAGGAACAAGAGGACGGAAGAAGAAGCUUGUUGAUAUUCAGCCACAGUCAGAUGAUGAGUCAGAGCCUUCUACAAAAACAGGAACAAGAGGACGGAAGAAGAAGCUUGUAGAUAUUCAGCCACAGUCCGAUUAUGAGUCAGAGCCUUCUACAAAAACAAGAGGACGGAAGAAGAAGCUUGUUGAUAUUCAGCCACAGUCCGAUUAUGAGUCAGAACCUUCUACGAAAACAAGAGGACGGAAGAAGAAGCUUGUUGAUAUUCAGCCACAGUCAGAUGAUGAGUCAGAGCCUUCAACAAAAACAGGAAGAAGAGGACGGAAGAAGAAGCUUGUAGAUAUUCAGCCACAGUCAGAUGAUGAGUCAGAGCCUUCUACAAAAACAGGAACAAGAGGACAGAAGAAGAAGCUUGUUGAUAUUCAUCCACAGUCCGAUUAUGAGUCAGUACCUUCUACAAAAACAGGAAUAGGAAUAAGAGGACGAAAGAAGAAGCCUUUAGAUAUUCAGCCACAGUCAGAUUAUGAGUCAGAACAGUAUACAAGAGCAAGAGAUGAUUACGUUGAACUGUCAGAUUGUGAAUCAAUAAAUCAGAGUAUAGGAGGGACGAAAGGUAGCUCUAGAUCUGCAUGUAGUUCACUUAAAGACAAAGAAGAUGCAUAUCUUGAUCAGUGGUGGAUCAAAGAUUUAAAACUGUAUAAUGCAGACAAAGAAUCACUGAAAUCUACUGUUCCUCUCACUGACAAUAUAAUUAAUGCUGCCCAAGUUCUUCUCAAGCUACAAUAUCCUCACAUUUCUGGUUGGCAAGAUACAUUGUUGGAAAAGAAAAUGAAUUUUGAUGUUAUAAGUUCUUAUCCUGCAAUUCAACUUCUCUUCGUUGGAAAGAAUCACUGGAUAUGCACAUGUGCUAUGACACCAGGCACAGUAACAGUUAUGGAUUCUUUGCAAUUGUACUCAAGGUUAAGAAAGGCAACAGUGAAUCUCAUUUCACAUGUAUAUCGAUAUCAUACGUUUUUAAAAUCUCUAAAAAUUGAAACAUUAGCAGUACAACAGCAAGAAGGCUAUACUGACUGUGCCCUGUUUUCUAUCGCUUAUGCUGUUGAGCUUUGUUUAGGAAACAAUCCAGAGAAUUCAUGUUUUGAUCAGGGUCAACUAAGAAAUCACUUAUACAAGUGUUUCGUUAAUAAAAGUCUAAUACCAUUCCCAAAACAAAAAGUUGAACCACUCCCACGACCUAGGAGACUAUACUAUGAAGUAAAAAUCUUCUGUUAUUGCAGAUUGCCAGAAAAUUAUGAUAAAAUGAUGAUCAUGUGUGAUUUAUGUCAGGAAUGGUACCAUUGCUCUUGUGCUGGGAUAAAAGAAAGUGAACUUGAUGAUAUUGAUGAUUGGAUGUGUGACAUUUGUAAUAAGUAUUGAACUAAUAAGUUUAUUUGUAUUGGGUCACAUUAACUUUUGUAUAUUAUGAAAAAGUUUUAUUGUUCAGAUAA